Molecule: messenger RNA, 1815 nt
Organism: Cajanus cajan (pigeon pea)
Lineage: Eukaryota; Viridiplantae; Streptophyta; Magnoliopsida; Fabales; Fabaceae
Gene: UNE1
Product: intracellular protein transporter, putative (DUF641)
Biological process (GO): negative gravitropism; response to red or far red light
Source: RefSeq, a predicted model, not a curated record
AGGGAAAAGUAGAUAUGAGCGGCUUCUAUGUCAAAGUUCUUGUAGUAGAAGCCUAGUUGGAGUAUUUAAGAUGUUUCAUUUCUAAUUUCUUCACAAAGCUAAAGCAUUGCACAUUUUCCUUUUCCCGCGCUCUAAAAACACUCCUAUUUCCCCAUUACUUCCAUAAUUUAUGUUACAUAUAAAUAUCCUUGGUUUAUGGUUGAAAGAACAAAAGGUGUGCGAUGGAAACCAUGAAAGCAAAAUCAGCACUGAACAACAGGAGCAAGAAACUGGCCAAGACAUUCCAGAAGGUCCGAAGUGCAACCAACAAUGGGAUCUGCAUGCUCAACUCCCACCUCAAAGUGAAGGAGGAUCUCUUCACCCACAGCAAGCCCAAAAACAGACCCGUCAUGGAGGCUGAUCAGGCUCUCAUAGCAAGGCUCUUCGCCGGAGUCACCACCAUAAAAGCCGCAUACGCCGACCUCCAAAUGGCCCAACACCCUUACAACAACGACUCCAUCCAGGCCGCCGAUCAAGCCGUCGUGGACGAGCUCCGAGCCAUAUCGGACCUCAAGCGAAAGUUCUUCAAAAAAGACCUCCACCUUUCACCCCAAGUCACCAUCAUGCUCGCCGAGAUUCAAGAACAACAGAGCCUCAUGAAGACCUACCAAAUCACCAUCAAGAGGCUCCAAGCCGACCUUGACGCAAAGGACGCUACCAUCUCCAACUUGAAAAAACAUCUAAACGACUGCGUUUCCUUCAACAAAACACUCCACAAGAAGCUCAACUCCAGCGGCGCCUUGUCACUCUUGGAUACCCUCACGCUUUCCGCCCUCAGCCCAACCCACUUCCUUCACUUCCUCCACCACACUCUCCGUUCCGUCAGAACCUUCUCCAACCUCAUCAUCACGGAGAUGGAGUCUGCUCAUUGGGAUCUCGAAGCCGCCGUCAAGUUCAUCCACCCCAACGCGCUCUUCGCCAAUCCCACUCACAAACCCUUCGCCUUUGAAUCCUUUCUCUGCAUAACCAUGUUCGAAUCCUUCGCCCUCCACGACCCACACAUCAAACACUCGCAAGCCCAAAACUUUGACAACUUCAAAAGGCUCAAGUCUCUCAACCCCAAACAGUGCUUGACCCAAGACCCAAACUCCUCCUUCUCCAAGUUCCUCAAAUCCAAGUACCUCCAAGUGGUGCACGCCAAAAUGGAGUGUUCCCUUUUCGGCAACUUGAACCAGAGGAAGCUCGUCAACUCUGGGGGGUACCCUGAUUCCGCUUUCUUCGUCGCCUUCGCCGAGAUGGCUAAGCGCGUCUGGACACUGCACUGCUUGGCGAUGUCGUUUCGCCAUGAUGUUACCGUUUUUCAGGUUAAGAAGAACUCCAGGUUCUCUGAGGUCUACAUGGAAAGUGUCACGGAAGAACCUCUUUCUGAUUCCAAUUCCGCCGAGCUUAGGGUGGGUUUCACGGUGGUUCCGGGUUUCAAAAUAGGUAAGACGGUGAUUCAGAGCCAGGUUUACCUCUCUCUCCUGGGUUCUCCGGCCAGUUCCUAAUACGUAUUAAUUAAUUACUGUAUUAUUAUCCCAUGUCAUGCUAAUAUUAUGAGUAUAAUACUCAUAAUGAGUUGUCAAGUAUAUGUAUACCGUUACCGAGUGUUCAUUUUACAAUAAUGCUUAAAUAGAAUAAGGAGUAAAUGAAUACUUGACAACUCAUUUUCUGUAUUAUUACUUGAGGAUGGAUACCAAAGAACUAUGUAAUUAGGCAAUUUUGAAGUUGUUAUUGUAAAUUUGAUCUCAGAGUAGGGAUCUGUUAGACACUCGGUAUGGAAUUUAUAGUACUAUA